Molecule: messenger RNA, 1401 nt
Organism: Cylindrotheca closterium
Lineage: Eukaryota; Bacillariophyta; Bacillariophyceae; Bacillariales; Bacillariaceae
Source: the annotation of a GenBank genome assembly
AUGGCGAAUCAGCCCGUCUUACUCUCAAGAAAACAACCCAGCGUGCUUUGCGGGACUGGACUAAAGUCGAAGACUCAAGACGAUUUUGCCCCACUCAAUUCCAAAUUGGGCCGAUAUCAAACAAGGCCCCUGUGUUUCUAUGCUGCUGCCUGUCAAUGGGCCCGUGGCUAUGCUUUGAAGAAAGAAUCUGAAGUGAGCAACUUGCUCAAGGAACUAUUUUGUGAUAUUGCCUUUCCAAGACGUUCAAGUGUGAUUCCUCUCUCUAGAGAAGAGCGGGAUAGUACAGGUAUCAAAUACCUGAAAAAGCGUUUUACAGAAGACUUGCAUAACUGUUUGAAAAACUCUGACCCCAUCAAGAUUGAUGAUUUACAGGAUCCUUUGGGUGCCUACAAAGCUGAUGAAAAGUACAUCAGACCUCUGCACAAGAACGCUAACACUCCCCACUUUGAACGAUAUGAAGAUGAUGAAAUGUUGCAGCAUGAAGAGCUUUUUGAGGAAGCCCCAUCUGAAGAAGAUGACCAGGUGGAAUUUGACAAAUACGUUGGUGUUAAGAUCCGGAAGAAUGAAAAUGGUAUUGACAAAUUUGGAGUUGUUCGUGGAAGAAAAAGAAGAGCAGAUGGCUUGAUGGUUGGUUCGUAUUGUGAGAAGCCUGUCUUGGACACUUCUAUUUAUGAAAUUGAAUGGCAUGACGGUGAAACUGAAUCCUAUCGUGCAAACAAGGUUAUUGAAGCAAUGAUGAUGAAAGUUGAUGAUGACGGUAAUAGUAUCCUCCAUGUGAAAGAAUUUAUUGAUCACAGGACGGAGGGCACACGAGUCCAUGCUGAUGAUGGUUUUGUCAUGGUAAAGAAUAAGAAAGUUCCUCAAAGAACUACAAAAGGGUGGUAUCUGUGUGCUCAAAUUCAUGGUGAUGAGACAGAAUGGAUUGAUUUGAAAACUGCAAAGGAGGCCUAUCAAAUUCAGGUGGCCAAAUAUGCUGUUGCUAAUGAGCUUGUAUCUGAGCCUGCUUUCUCUUGAAUCUUGGGACCAGAUGAACCUGUUCCCCCUGGAUAUACUUGUAUUGACUUGAUGACUGUCUUUGAUGUUAAGAUGGACCUCACACAAAAGGCCCGGAUAUGUGCUCAAGGGGACCAAACUGAUCCUCCUCUUUUGGUAACGUAUGCCAGUGUUGUCACUUGUGAGAGUAUUCGUAUUGGAUUUUUGCUUGCUUUGUUAAAUGGUUUGGAUAUUUUGUCUGCUGACAUUGCUGGAGCGUAUUUGAACGCGCCUUGUGCUGAGAAGAUUUACACAGUACUUGGACCCGAGUUUGGAGACCUUGAGGGUCGCACUGCUGUUGUGGAGAAAGCACUCUAUGGAUUAAAAUCUUCCAUGUUCUCAUGGAGAUCUACGCUUUCUAAGCUCUGA